This is a messenger RNA of Aureobasidium vineae, 324 nucleotides long. The record is from the annotation of a GenBank genome assembly. Lineage: Eukaryota; Fungi; Ascomycota; Dothideomycetes; Dothideales; Saccotheciaceae.
AUGCUCAGAACUGGUACGCUGCUCCUACUUCUGCUCAGCGUCAUGCAGCCCAAGCUAACAGCAGCAAANGCCGGUCUCAACGUUGUUCGCAUGAACUUCUCGCACGGCUCGUACGAGUACCACCAGUCUGUCAUUGACAACGCCCGUGAGGCCGAGAGAACCCAGAACGGUCGUCCCGUUGCCAUUGCUCUUGACACCAAGGGUCCUGAGAUCAGAACCGGCAACACCGUCGGCGACCAGGACUACCCCAUUAGCGCCGGCACCGAGAUCAACAUCACCACCGACGACAAGUACGCCACUGCUUCCGACGACAAGAACAUGUAA